AUGCCAGCUUUCGAAGGAGAAGGAGGAAAAAAGCGAAAACGGACUCGAAAACCUGCCAGUUCCGCCGGGAUUGCCUUGAAGGAAGCCCUGGAACUUGAAAGCCAACACGCAUUGAUCUCACAGCCCACUCAACCGAACUCAAGUGAUGAAUUUCGGCAACCAGAGCACCUUUCACCUCAAUUUCAACUCCACACUGUCGAGAAUUUGGCUCAUGACAAUAAUCCGGAGCCCCAAAGUCCAACUCCAAAUUCAACAACCGAUCCCCAGGUGACCAGUCUUCUUGAUUAUUUUCGCAGUGAAAAUUACAAAAAGAAAAGAGACCUCGAGGAGAAACAUUGGGCGGAAGUUUACCCAGGUAUGUUCUCUUGGUUCAGCCAAUGUGCUACUAAGACAUCCGAUUGGGGAAACGAGGAUGUGUGGAAUCAUGACUGGAAAGAAAGAUGCGCCUGCAAUCACACUCGGACCCGUCAUGUUGUUCUAGUGGAUCUUCUCAGACGAAAGCAAGAACCAGUCGACUUUUGUGAAUGCCAAACCGAUCAAGUCCGACUCAUCCAAAUGGGAUAUAUCGGAGGUUCCCCUAAGUUUCCCAAGACAGCUUUCUCAAUCCGUCUGCUACAGUUCCACCAUGUUCUUUGGAAAUACAGUUCAGUAGCCGUAACCCCUUUUUCAAAAGCUCUUGACGAGUUUUUGGACUCAAACAGCCCUCUAAUUCUGGUAAACCACCAUGUUUCCAAUGAAGAAAACUUGCACAGUACUCGGAAAUGGAGGAGAACAUUGACUUCAGCCAUUGAUGCAUAUCGUGAGAUGCUUAGACGAGAUGAAUUGCUAUCAGAGGAGAUGCUUUCGACCGGGCCAAUGGAUCAAAUGGCUGAUAUUUGCCCAAAAUGCUUUGGACCACCAGUACCCGGAAAAGAAGAAAGCGAGCCAGACUACAUAGUAUGCAUGGACGGAAACUUCCAGCACCGAAGGCACCUUGCAGCCAGUAUUGAAAACUCAACCCUCAAGACUCCCCACCUGUUUAUUCAACCUGACGAGGUGAAAGAUAUGCAAACAUCGAUGCAGAAUCAGAUGGAAAGCAACCAAGCUAAUGUAAAUGUGGAUCCGUGUUCAGAGCAACACACAGCUGCAAACGAUAUCCAAGGGGCAAGUACAUGGGCUGCUUGUGACGAUACUGGGAUUUUUGGCUUGGCAUGCCGACAUGACCAAUUAUUACAAAUGAUAAACAUAGUUCAGAGUGGUGAAAAGGCCUACUACCCCAUGACAAUGAUAAAACACCUUUUAUCUAAAACCGAUACCGAUGGAAAUGAUCCAAAGAAGAUUGGGUUCCUAUAUGAUAUUGGUUGUAACAUUGAAAAAGGAAUUAUUAGACGAAAUCAAUUUGCCCUUGAAAGAAAUAACAAUCAGCUGAUGUUUGGAACUAGUGUGUUUCAUUCUUAUGUCCAUGAAUGGUCAUGCCAGCUUCGAUAUAACCCCAGACUUAAUGUUGGAUGGGGAUUCUCAGAUGGCGAGGGACUAGAAAGGAUCUGGGCUUACUUGUCGCCUCUCAUAAGUCAACUCAGAUACUCAACUAAAAAUCACCGCCUCACAGCCUUGGAUCUCAGGUCAGAUCAUCACAACAAAUUAGGAAGGUUUAAUGCACUAAAGUUGCUUCUGGAACGGGGGAAAAGUAUUGAAAAGGUGAUGAAAGCUUCAAAGGCGAACCUCAAUCAAAUAACCAAUGAACACGGACACUCGGUGCAAUAUUUGCAAGAACAAUGGCUCAGACAAAGAGAAUGUCAGCUCAGUGUGAUGGAAACUGAUACUGAGAGGAAUUUGAAAGCACAUGUGGAAGAAUUGGUAGAAUUGGAAGAUCAACUGAGGGAAGCACAUGAGAAAAUGGUAUCACUACAGAGAAGUAGGAGGCGGAACCAAACCGAAGCCGAAAGAAUAGAGAUCGAAAACCUCCCAAAUACACUCGUAUUACUUGAAGAAGAGAUUGAGAAAGUUGUCCAGGAGCUCGGUUCAGAAGCCUUUAGGAAUUUACCAGGGUCAUCAGACGAAGAAACCAAACUGUUGAUCAAGUUGAAAAUCAGCAAAGCAAAGCUGUAUGAAGCCAAAGUUGGGGUAUCUGAGACGCAGAAGAAAUGGGAUCAACCUCAAUCAGGUUGGUGA
Molecule: messenger RNA, 2151 nt
Organism: Puccinia graminis f. sp. tritici CRL 75-36-700-3
Lineage: Eukaryota; Fungi; Basidiomycota; Pucciniomycetes; Pucciniales; Pucciniaceae
Exons: 8
Coding region: 1-2151 (716 amino acids)
Source: RefSeq, a predicted model, not a curated record